AAAGAUAAGAUGUGUCGGCAUAAGAUCCUGAACGGUUCUUUCCUGUCAGACGAAGUGAGAAAUUCUGCACUUUGUUACUAUAUGGAUAUUAUGCAUUAUUUCUAGUUUUCACGCGUAAAACUGACGACGGAAAUACGUUCUUAGAAGAGAAGCAGCAAAGAGGAGUUCUUUGAUGUGACAGAGGGAGGAACCAGCAGCCAUGAGGUACAAGCAGUGGAAUGUCAGAGGAGCAGUAGGCCUUGCAGGCCUCUUUCACUUCCUGCACUCCUGUGCCUUAGGUUCCCUUGUGCCCUUCCUCACCCUCUACUUCCGCUACCUCGGCCUCACUGCUGCCAUGACUGGCACUAUCAUGGCCUCUAAGCACUUUGUUGCUUUACUGUGGAGACCAACUUCCAGCGUAUUGGCCAGGCACUAUAACAAACGCCGCAUGGUCAUAAUGUUGUGUCUCAUCUUUUCAGCUGUGGUUCCUCUCAUGCUUCUGCUCUUUCCACCCACAGGAAUAAGCACAGAAAGUGGCAGCUGUAACAUUAGCCAGUUAAAUGCUAACCGCACAAAGUUUGGCCACACUACUCUGGACCUCAGGACAACUCCACAAAAGUUCACUAGAUCAUUAGUCUUUUCAACAGAACAUGAGGAGAGGUCUGCAAAAGCAUUCAGUGGCACUGAAGCAGUGGCAGAAAAUGUGUCUGCAUACUUCAAUGCCCAAAGUAUAGCUGCGGGUCUGAAUGCAACUGUCCAUGAUAUAGACAUAGAAGUACCUCUGGAAACAAAAGGAGCUUGGACUCGUCCAGGAGAGAGGAGGAGCAGAUCUUUAAACAAGCUUAAGAAAAAGCAGAACGUCAAAGAGCUGCACCACAAUGAGUUUCUUGGAAACCUGAAAGUCAUGGACGCACAGCAUCAGAUGUUUUUCCUGGUAAUGAUCAUAGUAUGCCUCUGGGAGGUCAUGGCUGCCCCGGUGGAGUGGACUGCUGAUGAUGGCCUUCAUGAGUAUCUCGAUUUUGUGGAUGCUACAGACCGUCACAGGGCUGUUCAGUACUGGAAGCUUCUGGGGGCUGCAGGUGGUGUGGGAAAAGCUGGUAUUCUAGUAAGCUUUCUUUACUGUUUAAUUGGCACUGUGUUGCACUUUUACACCUAUGCUGCGUUCAUGGUGUUAACGGCAUCUGUUGCUGCCUUGUUGCCACUUUACCGGCACAAACGUGAGCGGGUUCCUGGGGUGGGGUGGAAGGCCGUGAAGCUUGUGCAGGGGGACCCACGGGCACUGCUCUGUGCCAUCAGUGCCCUCCUUACUGGUAUGGCAGGCUCAGCUGUAUCUGACUUCAUCCUGUGGCAAAUGCAGAACCACAAUGCCACAGAGCUUCAGAUGGGCAUUAUUUUAGGUCUGACACCUUUAUGUCAGGCCGUCCUGACUCCGUUGAAUGGAACUUUAACCCGUCUCCUUAAAUGCCAUGGCCGGAUGCUGCUUCUUUGCAUUAUAGGUUUCUCUCUGCAGUGCCUUUGCUACUCUCUCCUGUGGACUCCUUGGGCAGCCCUUCCUGCUCAGCUACUGGCUGGACUCAGCACAGGCGCCCUCUUGUGGUCAAUGGAGGCUCAAUGUAUGGACAUUGCCUCUCCAGGGACAGAGAGGGCAGUGCAAAGAGUCUUUGAAGCUUUUUCCUUGGAUCUUGGUGCUGGACUAGGCAGCCUGGCAGGGGGCCUUGUGGUGGAAAAGUUUGGAGUGGUGGUGCUUUUCCAGGGUACAGCAGCAAUGCUUGCACUGUGGGGCGUUGCUUUAGCUGUGCUGCAGUGGAGGAUCCCCCGCCAACAGAAGAUCAACUACUCGCGCCUUCUGGUGGCUGAUGCCAGCGAGAUGAGCGAGUCAGACUCUGAGCAGGAGACGGACUGGCUAGAGAAAGCCAUGGAGGAAGACAAAGGAAACAAUAACUGGAGAAGACAGGAAAAAUAAGGAUCAUGGCUGGUAAAGGUUCUUCUAAAAAAGUAUGAUGCCAGUCCCAAAUGUACAGCUCAGUGAUUGUGAAAGUAAGCCAGUAUGUUGGUUAAUACAUUGUAUUCUAAAUGAUUCAUUGUGGCUUGAAGGAAAUUACAGAAUGAUGUUACAUGUACAGCUGCUCUGUAUUAUAUGGGUUUAUUGUUGCAGCUGAAUGCUGCAUGGUUUGCAGUUUGUCUCUUAUCAUAAUGUCAACAUGUUUGUCUGUGGCUACAUGUUGUUGGAAAUAUGUUAAUCAAUACUACUGUGAAAAAUGGUGAAGCCGAAAAAACUGAAACACUUGUUGUAUCUUAAAGCUCAUGCCUGGAACCAUGUUCUGGAAAAAAAAAAAAAUCCACGGUUUUUCCAGAGCUUAACCAACUUUUGUAUACACAAAAGAAUUGUAUAUUAGUAGACUUCAAAGUGUUUUAUUUCAUAAUGGUGUCUCCACUUGACUCUGUAAGGCUUUCUCUGAUCCAUAUUUGUUUCUACUGUACAAAAGGAGGUUCCUUAGAGCAAACAGAGGCUAGUAGGCAUGUGAAGAGCCACUGCUCUCUAUCAAUGGAACAGUCUGCUCUGCAUACUUGCAACACCUGGCAAGCCUAACUCCUCACUUUGCAUUUGGUUCUUUAAAGAAAUGGUGUGGUCAUAAAGCACCCCUUUUACCUUGUGUACUUAAGCGCAUCAACUUAAUCAUUUUUAUUUGUACUGCUGCUUUGAAGCAAUUGAGCUUACAAUGACUGUGACAGACACUUGGAGUAUGGCGUUAAAGCGUUCAUGUUGUUUGGAGGUGUUUCUCAGCUGUGAAGGAUUGUGUAUCUCGGGGGAGUGCACCUGUGUUUACUCUAGCUGCUGAAUACCCAAAUACUCAUGGGACAUUCAAUACUGUGGAAAUGUAGACGAUUUUUUUUCCCAUUAUCAGAAAUUUAUUUUUCAUUUCAAGUUUGCCAAACCUGUACAGUGGUAAGUGUACAUACUAUGACCAGCUGCUGUCAACAUAUCUUAUAUUGAUGGUUGGUUUUAGGGCCCUAUUCCAUGUAGUUGUAGUUAUCUGAAUAUCAUGGAAAUAAGUGUAGCUUGGCUGUCUCAUAAAAUAAACUGAAGUAAAUUCUUUUAUGAAUAGGACCCAGGAAGAGAUCUAAAGAACCUUUGUCAUUGCAAAACUACAGUGACUGGAUAUAGAUAUUUUCUGCAAAUAUGAUCAUUGUGUAACUAUGAAAGAAAGACAAGAUUAAAUGUGUUUCAAUUGCA
Messenger RNA from Electrophorus electricus (electric eel), 3214 nucleotides. It is a transcript of the gene mfsd6l, whose product is annotated as major facilitator superfamily domain containing 6-like. The record is from RefSeq and is a predicted model, not a curated record. Lineage: Eukaryota; Metazoa; Chordata; Actinopteri; Gymnotiformes; Gymnotidae. Gene Ontology annotation, cellular component: membrane. Gene Ontology annotation, molecular function: transmembrane transporter activity.